AACGCCCGGUUAUUGGAUUCAAAUCAAGACCCCUGGGGGAAGGGAGCUCUUAGCAGUUACUUGUAGUUUCCGUCGCCGCUUCGGCUUCCCUGGUGUCUUGGUCGGGGCUGCUGCCUGUCGCCGGCGUAGCUCUUCGGGACUCGGCGCUGCCGUCAGCAUGGCCCACAAACAGAUCUACUACUCGGACAAGUAUUUUGAUGAGCACUACGAGUACCGGCAUGUUAUGUUACCUAGAGAACUUUCCAAGCAAGUACCAAAAACCCAUCUGAUGUCUGAAGAGGAGUGGAGGAGACUGGGUGUCCAGCAGAGUCUUGGAUGGGUUCAUUAUAUGAUUCAUGAGCCAGAACCACAUAUUCUGCUCUUUAGAAGACCUCUUCCAAAAGAACAACAAAAAUGAAGUUUAUUUGGGUUUUUCACUUAAAUUUUUUUCAAACUAUGUAUAUGUGUAUAUAUGGUAGUAUUCAGUGAAUACUUGAAAAAAUGUACAAAUCAUUCAUCCAUACCUGUGCAUGAGCUGUAUUCUUCACAGCAACAGAGCUCAGUUAAAUGCCACUGCAAGUAGGCUGCUUUACGAUGUUUAAGAUACAAUUUUUCUCUAGUCAGUUUUUUCUUUAAUAUAAGUGCCUAUUUGACUUCUCCUUCAAUUACAUUUGUUUAAUAAAGUUCAUAUGUUACAUGUA
This is a messenger RNA of Vombatus ursinus (common wombat), 680 nucleotides long. RefSeq names its product CDC28 protein kinase regulatory subunit 2 (gene CKS2). Gene Ontology annotation, biological process: regulation of mitotic cell cycle. Gene Ontology annotation, cellular component: SCF ubiquitin ligase complex; cyclin-dependent protein kinase holoenzyme complex. The transcript has 3 exons. Gene Ontology annotation, molecular function: histone binding; cyclin-dependent protein serine/threonine kinase activator activity; ubiquitin binding. The coding region runs from base 158 to 397 and encodes 79 amino acids. The record is from RefSeq and is a predicted model, not a curated record. Lineage: Eukaryota; Metazoa; Chordata; Mammalia; Diprotodontia; Vombatidae.